AUGUUUUACUUCCUCCUUUACCUCGUCUCGCAACUUGUGCUACUUGGUGCCUGGGUUUCGGGUACCUUGGACCCGUACCAGAAAAGACUGCAGGAAAUUGUCCUGUAUGCGAUGGGUGAGACAAAAGUAUCAUAUGGACUUAAGAAGAGUUUGACGGCCAAGAUACUCGCCGAAGAUUCGAAUUUGAGCAAGCUCCAGGAUCAGCUCGGCAAUGGGAUUGGGGGGACUUUUGGCAAGGGUGGAGUUGGCGAGGGAGUAGGAUCGGUGUUGAGCAAGGGGCUGUAA
Messenger RNA from Penicillium odoratum, 285 nucleotides. RefSeq lists its product as uncharacterized. The record is from RefSeq and is a predicted model, not a curated record. Bases 1 to 285 code for a protein of 94 amino acids. The transcript is spliced from 2 exons. Lineage: Eukaryota; Fungi; Ascomycota; Eurotiomycetes; Eurotiales; Aspergillaceae.